GUUUUACACUUUUAAUUGCUGCCUGGAUCAUAUAAUCAAUCAAUCAAUCAAUAAUAUUAUCAUUAAUUCAUUAUUAAUUUGGUAAUUAAUCAAUUCAUUAAUUGAAAUGGGAAGGGCGUUUCUGUAUGUGAUAGUCGGCGGAGGAGUGGGAGCUGGGUAUGCAGCCCAUGAAUUUGUGAAGAGAGGCGUCUCUCCCGGCGAACUUUGCAUCAUCUCCCAAGAAACAGUUGCACCAUAUGAAAGGCCUGCAUUGAGCAAAGGAUAUCUACUUCCAGAAGCUCCUGCACGUAUCCCUGCAUUUCACUGUUGUGUAGGUACUAAUGAGGAGAGGUUAACACCAAAAUGGUACAAAGAACAUGGUAUUGAAUUGGUUCUAGGAACUCGGGUUAAGUCAGCUGAUGUGAAGCGGAAGACAUUAUUAACUGCAACUGGAGAGACUAUAACAUACAAGUUUCUCAUUAUUGCAACUGGUGCUCGGGCGUUGAAGCUUGAAGAGUUUGGAGUGCAUGGAUCAGAUGCUGAUAAUGUUUGUUAUUUACGAGAUUUGGAUGAUGCAAACAGGCUUGUAAACGUUAUCCAAUCAUGCUCUGGUAAAAAUGCUGUGGUCAUUGGUGGUGGAUACAUUGGGAUGGAAUGUGCUGCUUCUUUGGCAAUAAACAAAAUAAAUGUCACUAUGGUCUUCCCAGAAGCACACUGUAUGGGCCGGCUUUUUACUCCGAAGAUUGCAAGUUACUAUGAAGAGUUUUACGAGUCUAAAGGAGUGAAGUUUACUAAAGGAACUGUCUUAACAUCGUUUGAUUUUGAUGAUGAUGGGAAGGUUACUGCGGUUAAUCUCCGAGAUGGCACUAAGCUUCCUGCGGAUAUGGUUGUGGUUGGAAUAGGAAUCCGUCCAAAUACUAGCCUGUUUGAAGGCCAACUGACAUUGGAGAAAGGGGGGAUAAAAGUAAAUGGGAGAAUGCAAUCAAGCAAUAGCUCAGUGUAUGCAGUUGGGGAUGUUGCUGCUUUUCCCGUCAAAAUCUUUGGUGAAACACGCAGGCUUGAGCAUGUCGACUCUGCACGGAAAUCAGCGAGGCAUGCUGUGAGUGCAAUCUUGGAUCCAGAGAACACAACAGAUUUUGAUUACCUGCCAUUUUUCUACUCCAGAGUGUUCACGCUCUCAUGGCAAUUCUACGGAGACAAUACGGGCGAAGUAGUUCAUUUUGGUGAUUUUUCAGGGCAUAGUUUCGGGGCAUACUGGGUGAACAACGGCCACCUUGUCGGAUCUUUUCUCGAGGGUGGAACCAAAGAAGAGUACGAAGCUAUAUCCAAGGCCACACGGCUGAAACCCCGAAUUGAAGACUUAGCUGAACUUGAAACGGAAGGCGUGGGAUUCGCUCUAACAUUGAGUCACACGCCACCACCUUCACAGCCUCUUGAUGCGAGUGGCUCUGGUUUUAUUGUGGACAAACCGUUAUAUGUUUGGCAUGCUACGGCUGGUGUUGUAUUGGCUGCAUCUAUCGCUGCCUUCGCCUAUUGGUAUGGUACGAGGCGUCGAAGGUGGUGAGACGAUUAGCCUCUAGCACGCUAAUACAAUAUAGAAAUUUACUUGGGUCAUACACUCAAUGUACUUCUGCUUCAGCUUUCAUGAGAUUUCCAUAAUAUAUACUGAAUAGCCAGCCAUUCAAAUAUUCAAUGAUGAAUUAAAAGUGCGUUUGUGGGGUGUAUGGUUUGGCUUCA
Molecule: messenger RNA, 1716 nt
Organism: Ipomoea triloba (trilobed morning glory)
Lineage: Eukaryota; Viridiplantae; Streptophyta; Magnoliopsida; Solanales; Convolvulaceae
Product: monodehydroascorbate reductase 4, peroxisomal-like
Exons: 7
Coding region: 107-1543 (478 amino acids)
Cellular component (GO): cytoplasm
Molecular function (GO): oxidoreductase activity, acting on NAD(P)H; flavin adenine dinucleotide binding
Source: RefSeq, a predicted model, not a curated record